UUGGGCGUGACUCUGGCUACUGACCAAACCGCUUCAUACAAUCAAGCGCAAGUAGCCUACACUCGUAAUACUAUUAAACGCCUCUAAUACUCUGCGUAGGGUACUACAUAGUGCACUAUGUUUCCCAUAUGGAGAUGUUUGGAACACAACCAUAAAGAUGAAGGCGGGGUUUUACGCCACAUCGCAAACACUGGACUCUUUCAGUCAGGGCAUUCCAUUAGUGGAAAUAUUUUUAGUGCGUGAGAGUAGCUGAGGUGCAGCUGCGCAGUGGCAUAAAAUGUCUUUUCUGAAUAAAAAAAGUUAAAAUCAGUGCUCAGUCACACAGAAUUUCACCUCCUUUGGGACUAAAAGUAAAUAAACCGCUAGAGGAAGCGUGCGACUCGGCCAUGGAUGUCCUGCGGCUCACCAUCGCGCUGCUCAUGAUGGGCUUCUCGGCUUUAUCGGCCUACGUUGACACCUGGUCCAUUCAGGUUUCUCCAGAGGUGCGAACUAUUGAGGGUUAUCCUGCAGUGCUGCCCUGCUCCUUCACACACCCAACACACACCCUGCACUCCUCCAUGAACGUGGUCUGGCGCCUGGGCCACACGCGCACCAGCACCGUGCUCUUCCGCUGCUCCAGCCUCAACGGCAGCCAGCAGUGCGAGACCGGACCAGACCAGGACCAGCGAUACCGGCUGGAGGGAAACCACCGAGAGCAUGACCUGACUCUGCGUAUCAGCAGCACUGCCCUGCAGGACAACGGCCGCUACUACUGUGGUGUGGAGCUGCCUGACCAACCACAUGGCAGCUACGAGAACAAAAUGGGCACACGGCUCCGAGUGGAAGCUCCACCACGGAUUUUAAGCCUGUCCAUAGCGGGCAGCGUAGACACAGGACUCAAAGCCCUGUGUCAUGUCCAGGGAUCUCCGUUACCUGAUGUCCAGUGGACGGGUUUAGACGAAGUUCUCGACUCGGAGAGCGAAGCAGCCCCACUCCCACAGGAAGCUCCGGAUCGCCACAGAACCACCAGCCAGCUCCUGGACAUCCAGCCGGGGGGGCAAUACACCUGUACCGCGUCCAACCCUCUCGGCAAUGACCAGGCGACGGUCUACAUUCUGCACCCGAGUCCAGAAAUGUCCAAGAACCACAGCAGCAGGGAUGAUGCUCUAACUGUCCUGCUGCUGCUUGGGAUAGCGCUAGCAGUUAAAUUCCUUCUCUUCAUGGGAGGUCUGGGAGGUUUGUUCAUUAAGUGGCACGUCGGGUCCAAAAGUCUGAGUCAAUCAUCCAAAUGAUGCUCUCACUCUCAGUACAUGCUGUUUCUUCAAAAUGUGUUAGAAAAAUAAAUACAGCCUUCAUGUUUUCUGAGGAUUCAUCUAAAUGAUCAGCUGCCUGAUUAAACCAUGCUCCGCCUUCUAGGAUUGAUUGGCAUGUGCUGGCUGUAUUGUUUCCAAAUAAUUGUUUGUUAUUAUUGUUGUAUAAGUUUUCUGCUUCAGUUUGCCUUUUCCUUCAGCAAAAUACUUGUAAAUUAUGUUCCUAUUAAU
Hemibagrus wyckioides is the source of this 1520-nucleotide messenger RNA. Its product is annotated as V-set and Ig domain-containing protein. The record is from RefSeq and is a predicted model, not a curated record. The transcript has 4 exons. Gene Ontology annotation, cellular component: plasma membrane. The coding region runs from base 387 to 1271 and encodes 294 amino acids. Gene Ontology annotation, biological process: regulation of osteoclast development; regulation of actin cytoskeleton organization; regulation of bone resorption. Lineage: Eukaryota; Metazoa; Chordata; Actinopteri; Siluriformes; Bagridae.